This is a messenger RNA of Symbiodinium sp. CCMP2456, 1011 nucleotides long. NCBI's taxonomy places the organism in Eukaryota, Dinophyceae, Suessiales, Symbiodiniaceae. The record is from the annotation of a GenBank genome assembly.
AUGGCGAUGGACGGUGCUGGAGUAUUUUUGCGUCAUCGGCAGAGCGUUGCUAUGCCUCAGUCGUUCCGCGCAGCAGCCUCUUCAUGUGUUCCAACUGUGCCGAAGUUGCACUCUCGCGGGCUCACGAGUGCUUUGGCCGGAGCUUUCGGAAUGAUGGGAGUUCGUCUGGUCCAGGGCCUCCGAAGCAGAGAAGUGGUGCGGGCAUGCAGCGGUCGCGGCAGGCGCCUGGUUGUAAGCUCCUCCAUCUCAUCGAGACAGGGCCUGGUUGGCCUCGCAGUCGGCUUCUUUGCGAUCUUCAGCUUUUCAUGCGGAGAGUGUGCGAUGGCGGCCGACGGGACGUCUCCAGGGUUUGCACUGGAUAGCGCCUCCCUGGCGGCAGGUCUUGGGGAAUGGAUCCGUGGCGAUACCUCAGGGCUUGGCGCCGUGCCCUUCAUCGCCGUUCACAUCGUUGCCAUCAUCCUCUGCUUCCCUGGCACUGCUAUCUUCGAGCUCACUGCGGGUGCUGUCUUCGGAUUCUUGCCCGGCGCCAUCGUGGUGGCAUCUGCUAAAGGACUGGCCGCGGCUCUCACUUUCUUCAUUGCAACAGCCAUUCGUGACGGCCCACCGGGUCGUUGGAUCCAAGAGCGCUUGGACCAGGAGGGCCAGGAAAAUGGGGGCCAAAGUUGGACGGAGAAGCUGAAGAGGGGAGUGAGGCGGGAUGCGUUUCGCUUCUGCCUCUUGGCCCGGCUCUCCCCGGUGCCUUCUUGGAUCAACAACUAUGCUCUGCCUUUGGCAGGCGUGUCUCUGAGCUCUUUCCUGCCAGCGACCCUCCUCGGCAUGCUGCCGCCACUUGCCUCGAACGUCUAUUCGGGCUCUGCAGCCGCUUCCGUUGCUGCAGCUCUCAGCCGCGGAAGCGGCGUGGAGUUUGACUGGAUCGGGGUGUCCCUGGGCAUUCUGAGCACACUGAGUGGGGCUGCCAUUGUGCAGCAGCUCGCAGCUGUCGCGCUGGAGGAGGAUUCUGAGAGACGCUGA